Molecule: messenger RNA, 1127 nt
Organism: Tigriopus californicus
Lineage: Eukaryota; Metazoa; Arthropoda; Copepoda; Harpacticoida; Harpacticidae
Exons: 16
Coding region: 322-1014 (230 amino acids)
Source: RefSeq, a predicted model, not a curated record
AGGCGGCUAAUCGUUGGAACGUUACCACUUAAACCAACCAAAACCCCGCCCUAAUUAAGAGUCUGACGUGUGAUCGAGAAGGAAUGACCACCACGGGAUCCUUUUUUGAGAUUCGACUUCGUUCCCUUUUCCUCAUCGAUCUGUUCAAUUGAAUUCUCAAUGAAAUGUUAGUGCCCUCGUCGAACACUGCAUCCACCUUGGCCACCGCUUCAGAUCGAUUGAAGAUAGCAGCCGCAUGUAUUUGGCAGAGACUCCUGAAGAGGACUGAACCAGGCUAGUCGAUGGUACCAAAUCUGUAAUAAAAGCAAGAUUACUUUACCCAUGCCCUGGAUCAAGGCUUCUCAAAUUGAAGGGUCGCCGCCGGUUCCGAUGUUCAUUUCUCGAUCUGCGCAUGAAAAUUUGAACAAAGGUCUCUUUGUGCCUUGUUUUGUGUGCGUGAACAAAGCAAAUCGGACAUCUGUUUCAGCAUUGUUUGUUCUCGCGCCCAUCCUAUUCUGCUGCGAAGGAAGAUUUCCAACUCGGGGGACGGGUUCCGAAACGCAUGAAAGGCCACGAGAAGCUCUAAUGUACGCUUCCGAUUCCGCAGAUCGUCUGGCCUUUGCUCGAAUCAAAAAGACGCCAAUCAUUGAGCAGAUCUGGUCACGACACGAAAUAUCUCGACCUUCAAAGGACAAUCGAUUCUCACAUUGGAACGGAACACCGAGUUCCAUUGGUACCCUUCCAAUUAUAAUAUAUCGCCAAGCUUAUAUCUCCAAAGUAGCUGUUGACGUUCAUACGUCAAGUGCAAUCCUUCAUCAAACCUUCAAUCCUUCUUCAAAUUAUGGGAAGAGCUCCGAAGUCUACUUUCGAAGGAAGUCCCAAAAUUCCACCAGAUAUGAAGUGGAAGAUGGGCAGAAGACUAGUUUUGGUAAGUGCUUCGGUUUUAAAGCAUCGCCAACUCAUCGUACAAGGAUGACAAAAUUCCGCUUAUUACCCGAUUGUCCAGAGACGAAACCAUGCUUCCUGAGUGAAUAGUAACCGUCUGAAGAUUCCUCUCUAUGUGUCGCUGGUUAUAUAAGAGAUAGCUUAAUCUCUUUCAGGUCUUUGAUGUGUUCGCAACCAAGUUCAAUAAAAAGUCUGUGUUACAA